AAUAAUUACUAAUAAUUCCAAUAAAUAGUUACUUUGACACUUCCUGGAUCCAACUGAACCCAUUAAAAUAAAUUCUUUUGGUUCUCUGGAGUGACCCAUAAUCCCUGAUUAUUUAUUCACAUUUGUAGAUGAAAGUUAUGCCUAAAGGAACAGUUGGGAGUGAAGGCAGAUGGAAAAGUAGCUCAUUGCUCCUUCUGACAACGUUGCAGGAAAAUUGAGCCAGUCUGUCUCUGGUCUCCACUGAUGCAUUUUUUAAUGGCUCUGUCAGGAUUUCUGUGGGAGUCAUGUGCUGGUGUUUACACUGGAUUUGGUGAAUGAAUUUAUUUGGCAGAAAUAGAUAUUCCUAUUUCCUGAAAAUAUUUGGUGGGUGUUUUUGUUAUUGCAAGCAUAAAGGACAGAAGGUGAAGGUUUGAAUACUCAGUAUUUUGUGGUUUGUGCUGCUUACUGAGAGUAAUGAACAGAGAAGUUUAGACAGUAAAAUUGGUGUGUCUGGUCAAGAAAACAGGAAUUCUGGUGAACUGAAGGAAAUGUAGAUUAUUCUUUUUAUUUUUCUGUUUUGAAAUAACUAAGUAAAGAAAUAAAUCUCCUGGUUCCUUUUGUUCUCUCUGCUUUCCUGCCUUCCUUAAUGUCACAUCCAUAGGGAGGUGUCGGUGUUGCCACACACAGACUGUUCACCAAAAGACAUCUCCUUUUUGGGUCAGAGAAAUGUGAUCUGGUUGAUAGAUCCCUCUGUGAAUGUCACAGAAUUUUAUUUGAUUGUUUUUACUGAACUUGAUAAUUUCUCUGGUGAUAUUAAGUAAGAUUUCUUCAAGUCCACCAUUUUUUUUGGUCUUCCGUGAGCUCAUUUCUCUCAAGGUUUGUUCAUGGAUCUGCUUAGGCCUUUCUAAAGUAUCAUAACAACACAAUUAUUUCUGAGUGCUUAUAAAAGAGACUUGAGGAGGUUUAUUCUUAUGGGGUUGGAAGCAAAGGAGGAUGAAGAGAAGAAAGAAAACUCUACUUUGAUAACUGUGAGAGAAGUCCCCAGGGACAACCUGGCAUGAUACAGAUUUCCUUUUUUUUUUUCAUUCUGCUUAAGACCUUCUUAAAGAUUCAUUAAUUCAAGGAAGCAGUGACCUUGAAGACUGAAGCAAAACAACUUUUAACUCUUUUCUUCAUCACUCAAAAAUGUGUGGAGACAGUGCUUUAUUUUAUUCGGGUGGCGGAACAAGCCUCUUUGGAGGUUUCUUCUUGGUGUCAGUUUGCAGCCCUAGUUAGUUGGGGGCGCAGCAUUGCAGGCUGUAUGUACCGAGUCAUUCAGACAACGGGACCAGAUGGAAAAAACCUUCUGAAAUUGCUUCCCAUUUCUAAAACUUCUGGAAGCUUUGUGCCAGUAGUUCAGUCUCCAGCCAUGCCAAAUAAUUCUAACGCAAAUGUUUCUAGCCCAGUCCAUCUUACUUUUAAGACACAGAUUGGCAAUACUGCUGCACCUUCAUCUGUUAAGAUACCGAUUUUUCAGCCUCCUAAUCCUGGAAAGAUUAUUCUUACGAGGACAUUAGACAAGCAGGAAAGUGCUAGGGCAGGUUCUGAAAAGGAAAGCUUGAUUCCAAGUGCAGCUGCCAAUGCCCAGAGCAGCUGUGUGCCCAUGGAUGGAGUGUCGUUGCAGAACGUGGCUAUCACGAGCUCCUCUCACCAGAGCAGCACAACCUACAUGGUGGUGAACACCAAACCCCUCCCAGUGACUGUCAAGUCUCCAGUGCUGCCCUCCGGACACCACCUCCAGAUUCCAGCUGAUGCAGAAGUGAAAUCUGUCCCAGCGUCUCUUUUGCCAUCUGCAAUACAGCAAAAAAUCCUGGCAGCUGCAGCCACCAAUGUGUCUGGAGGUGCCGACAGUACAAAAACGCCAACGGUGAUUUACGUGUCACCUGUAAACACAGUGAAAACCACUCAAGUCCUGCCCAAGCGCUUGCAGAGCUUUUGCCCCAAACCUGCCACAGAAGUUUCAAAGACACUGAUAGUGACAGCUGCCCAAAAGGGAUCUGGUUCUUCUCCCGAGCCAGUCACAUCCGAGGGGCAGCAGUGCCAGCAAACUCCCAUGAAAUGGAUUGUGCAAGAAACUGCCCCACUCUCAGCAGCUUGUCUUAUCCCUGUAAAGUCUUCGAAUAAUGUGGCUUCCAAGAUCCUGAAAACUUUGUCAGACACGAAGAAUGUGGAAGUUAACCCUGCAAAUAUUUUGCCACUCUGUUCUAAUGGUCCUGGUGGAAGCCAAACCAAAAUCACACGUUUAAAAGAUAAUGCUCUGGUCAUGUACAAUGGGAAAGUCUAUUUAUUGACCAAAAGAGGCUCUGAUGUUCUCUCAUCCCAGGCUGACAAACAGACAUCUUCCUCUUCUGAUGCUUUACUUAAAAAGGAGACACCCAAGCAAACUGAUUCUGCUGAAGUCAAUAAAAUAACCAGUAAAGUGGUGAACCUGGUGUUGUCAAAAAGCGAAGGAGUGGUGCUGUCUCAGAAAGACUCAAAACCAUGUACAGUUUCCAAAAAUUCAUCACCAAUUAGCUUAAGAAAUGAAUUAAAAUCCACACCUGCAGCUCUGGUGACACCAAGUGCUAAUCAGGAGGAUCCCACUGUAAUCCAGAGACAGAGUUUGCCCUUCACCAAGAGUGUUUCUUGCAGUGAAGUGAUCCCACUUCCAGCAGUAGGGAUGCAGGAAAGUGUGUGGCAAAAUGGCAAAGACAUGAGUCAUUCCCCAAGAGCAGCAGGGGCUGUAUUACCUCAGGCUAAGCAGGAAUGUGCUGCCAGUGAAGACUGGCUAAAGAUGCAAUAUGUAAAGAUGGAUUCACCAGGAAAGGUUAUUCAAAUCAAACACCAAGAGCACCCACACUGGAGACAAUACUUGGAAUUAAGGAAAAAAUUUGGUCUCUUUAAGGAGGAGAGAGUUUACCUUACGAGAGUGCCAUUGAGGGCCUUCUGUGAGAAUCCAGAAGAAAGGGUUUGUUCCAGUGACAGCUUGGAAAGGAAAAAUGAGUCUUGCAGUUCAUCCUCAUUGGAUAUGGAAGUAAUGAGUCAUCAUCAGGAAUGUGUUAAAGAAAAGAUAAUUGUGGAUCUGGAGGAGGAUUUGAUUAGGAAAAGGAAAAUAAAAUCCUCACCUUUGUCGGACAGUGGCAAGAAGAGGAGAACUUCAAUCAAAUCAGCCACAAGUCCCAGUUUAGAAAUCACCAGCUCAAGUUCCAGUGCACAUAACAGGAGUGUUUCACCUCCACCAGCCUCACCACAGCCAAGUGUUCCCACUGGCUUUGUUGGAGUGUCCCAAGAGAGGGACUUGGAGCAGGACACGUUCCCCUGGUACAGUGACACUACCCACCCAGGGAUUUCAGUUUUGGUGACUUCUGAAGAGGAUACUUCCAUUCUGGAAGGUUCUUUCCGAGAUGAUGCUUUCCCUGUGGCUCCCCCAGAGCUGGAGGAGACGAUACGGGCUGAAAGAAUCCAGCGACUGAAGCAGGCCCUGCGGCAGCAGAGCGCGGAGCUGGAGGAAAUGCGCCGACAACGGGAAAUGCAGCAGAGCUGAAACCCCUGCCCUGCGGAUCCCAGCCUCGUGCAUCACCUCUUCAGUGACUUCAAGAGGAAAUCUCUUACUUAAACGAAUAUUUCUGGUAGAUGAAAGAACUAUAUGAAGUUUAAGUAUGUGUGUAUUUAGAGAACUGUGGGUUUUUGUUAAAUGCCAGAAAUAAGAGACUUGACCACCAAAUUCUACUUCUAGGACAUGAUCCAAGAGCACAGACAAAGGGCAUUUUUACCAGCAUAUUCCCCAUAUUUUGAAUUUAGGGGGUUCUGUUUUAGUCUCAGCAAAUAAACUUUCCCCUUUUGAAUUCCAUGGCCUGGCUCUUAGAACCCCAAUGCAAAUUGCAAACCCUAGUUGUAGAUACUUUUUUGUUUGUUUUUCUCAUGUGCAUGAGAGCUUUGAUGAACUACUGAGAACUGUUAAUUUUCAGAAGAGGUCAACAGUCAGUGGUUAAUAAAUGCUAUUUAAAUAAUCUGGGAA
Motacilla alba alba is the source of this 4015-nucleotide messenger RNA. It is a transcript of the gene LRIF1, whose product is annotated as ligand dependent nuclear receptor interacting factor 1. The record is from RefSeq and is a predicted model, not a curated record. Gene Ontology annotation, molecular function: nuclear retinoic acid receptor binding. Gene Ontology annotation, biological process: regulation of DNA-templated transcription. The transcript has 5 exons. The coding region runs from base 1280 to 3541 and encodes 753 amino acids. Lineage: Eukaryota; Metazoa; Chordata; Aves; Passeriformes; Motacillidae.